Alexandromys fortis (reed vole) is the source of this 2482-nucleotide messenger RNA. RefSeq names its product galactose mutarotase (gene Galm). Gene Ontology annotation, molecular function: aldose 1-epimerase activity; carbohydrate binding. The coding region runs from base 223 to 1263 and encodes 346 amino acids. The record is from RefSeq and is a predicted model, not a curated record. Lineage: Eukaryota; Metazoa; Chordata; Mammalia; Rodentia; Cricetidae. The transcript has 8 exons. Gene Ontology annotation, biological process: glucose metabolic process; beta-D-galactose catabolic process via UDP-galactose, Leloir pathway.
UGGAAAGUUUACCUCUCAGGUACCUCAGGUAAAGGAAAGUUUUUAAAAGGCUUCAGGCAUUUCCCCUCCCACCCCCUAGGGGUGCUCGGCUAAAAUCCAGGCAAUAAAGGGGAGGAGUUAAACUGGAUCCCUCCCCUUCUCCUGGGAAGUUUUAUCAUCCCAAACGCGAGCAGGGCUAGAGUUUGAACAACAAGGAGUAGCUGCGCGCCCCGAACUAUCCCCAUGGUUUCGGUGACCAGAGCCGUGUUUGGAGAGCUGCCCUCGGGGGGAGGGACAGUGGAGAAGUUCCAGCUUCGGUCAGACCAGCUGAGUGUGGACAUCAUCUCCUGGGGCUGCACGAUCACAGCUCUGCAUGUCAAAGACAGGCAGGGGAAAGCCUCAGACGUGGUGCUUGGCUUUGCCGAAUUGGAAGGUUACCUGCAGAAGCAGCCCUACUUUGGAGCAGUGGUUGGGAGGGUAGCCAACCGAAUUGCCAAAGGAAGAUUCACGGUGGAUGGGAAGGAGUACCACCUGCCCAUCAACAGAGAGCCCAACAGUCUCCAUGGAGGCUUCAGAGGGUUUGACAAGGUCCUGUGGACCCCUCAGGUGUUGUCCAAUGGUGUCCAGUUCUCUCGAGUCAGUCCAGAUGGUGAGGAAGGCUACCCUGGAGAGUUGAAAGUCUGGGUGACAUACACCCUGGAUGGUGGGGAGCUUGUAAUCAACUACAGAGCACAGGCCAGCCAGACCACACCGGUUAAUCUGACCAACCAUUCUUACUUCAACCUAGCAGGCCAGGGCUCCCCAGACAUAUAUGACCACGAAGUCACCAUCGCAGCAGAGGCGUAUUUGCCUGUGGAUGAAACACUGAUUCCUACAGGUUUAAAACUCUGCCUCAAAGACCACGUGUUAGCCAAGGUGUUCCUGACUGAUGACCUCGUGUCUAGAAAUCUGAGGAAAGAACUGAAGGGAUCCGGAAGGACCCGGAAGGCCUUUUCCUUCCCCACUGAAAUAUGGCUUGUCUUUAUCACCAGGGUGCGUCAUGCCGGAAGUGGGCGGAUCCUGGAAGUAUACACCACCCAGCCUGGGGUCCAGUUUUACACUGCCAAUUUCCUGGAUGGCACUCUGAGGGGCAAGAAUGGAGCGGUCUACCCCAAGCACUCUGGCUUCUGCCUGGAGACCCAGAACUGGCCUGAUGCGGUCAAUCAGCCCCAGUUCCCCCCUGUGCUGCUGCAUCCUGGGGAGGAGUACAACCACACCACCUGCUUCAAGUUCUCUGUUGCUUAAAGAAGGCUGAAGAUGCCACCCGGUCCCUCCCAUCCUGGUGAAGACAGAGAAGCAUUAAAAGUGAUCCUGCGUGUUAAGUCGCUACCAUAAUAGUCAGCUUGAAUACUGAUUUCCUUUUCCAACAGCUGGCUUCAGGCCAUGUCUCAUGACCAGCUGUGUUCUCUGUCUAGGUCAGAGGACAAAUUCACUCUGCUACCAGUGCCUUCUUCUAGGCCUGACCCUAGUGGAAAAGUGGCCCUCUAGACUCUAAUAGCCUCCAUCUCUCCAGCUGCUGUCUUUAAGCCUUCCUUCCUUUGAUGGAGCUCCUUGUUUUUCUGUCUCCUCUUUUACCACCAACGCAAUCCACAUCAGACUACCCUUCAGAAGUUAGUAAAACAGUUUUAACCCCAACUUGAGUUCAAGCUAUGAGAAUUCACCUCCUCUGUGCCUCUCUCUACCUCAGUCUGCCUAAACAUUCCUAGGGUCACUGAAGGGCAAGGAGGGGUUUGGAGCCUGCUCUGUCACAGCCUCUCGUCUCAGACUUACUUUAGGGGCAUCAGGGGUGACUCAGCAGUGAAGAACACACACUGCUCCUGCAGAGGACCAAUUUAGCUCCCAGCACCCAGAUCAGGCUCACAGUUGCCUCUAACUCUAGCUCCAGAGGAUCGGGUGCCCUCUUCCACACCCGUAUGCACACAAUUCAAAGUGAGUCUUUUUUUUUUUUCUUCUUGAGGAGUUUAUUGAGAGUAGGUUAAAGGGGAGGGAAGAGAGAAAGAGAUACAGAGAGGAAGAGGAGGAAGGACUAGCCUACCUCUUCAAAAGAGCAGCGGGAAAAGAGUAAAAGUAAAUCUUAGAGAUUAAAAAAGAUUCACUUUAGAACCCCUAGAGUGAGUUGAGCUAUCUUUCCAUGGUGUGACUGAAAUUGUAAGAUCCAAAUGUCCAGAAGGAUUUAGAUUUUCUGCCUUUGGGGUUAACUAGAAGCCCGGCUAGUGUGUGAGAAGCUACACAGGCCUGAAGGGCGGCAGAUGAGGGAGAACACCUCACACUAACAGUGCCUGGAGGAUUGAACUUGGCACGAGGAGCAGAGGCGACGUAGAGAUGAAAUGGCCAGAGACCCCUCUUUCCUCAACGAUUGCAUCAUUGGUGAUGGGCUUAGGAGCGCUGAUUCGGAAAAAAUAUAGUUUAUGUUAUUAUCUGCUACAGGCAGUUGAAAUAAAACCAGAAUUUCACCUUCAGGAAA